UAUUCGAUGCUCCAGACGGGUUUGAUAUCGAACAUGUUGUUAAGUUAGAGAAAUGGGAUACGAUUACUGGUGAUGAUUUACUAAUCUAUGAUAAACAAUACGAAAUGCUAUACAAACAGGAAGAUAUACUUUCCGCUAUGUCAAGAGAAGUUUUUGAAGAAACAGAAUUAGAUAUCAAAAAGAUUUCCUGUGAGAUUAAAUAUUUUGGGUUUGAUAAGAAGAUUUUUGAAACAGAUGGGAUAGUCACCUAUGUAUUUCUAAUUAUCUUUGAUAGUUAUAAUUUCAUUCUUUAUUCAAAAGAAAAGAAAAGGGGCAAUGAAUUCACGCCAACUAUUGAGAAUGUAUUCGAAGAAGUGAACAGUUACUGUAAACUGAUCAAGAAUAAGAUUAUCUUAUUUGGUGGACCAUACUCCGGGUUAUCAGAAGGUGUCAAGAUAUGCACUGCCUUUUUCAAGAGUAUCGAUCUCGAGGUAUCUAGUACAUUAACACUCCCAGACUCUUAUCGUGAUCGGAAGGGUUUAGGGCCAGAUCAUCUCUCAAUCAGAGACUUAUACCCUGAUUACUAUUGUACCAGAGACGAAUCAAAAGAAGUCAAACAAUUUCAGAUCCUAGCAGCUUACAAUUCUAUUGGUAAACUUUUACGUGGUGAAACCGAAGCAGAUGCUGGAAACAAACCAAUAGUAAUCUAUGAAAGGAGUCCAGGAUGU
Molecule: messenger RNA, 707 nt
Organism: Racocetra persica
Lineage: Eukaryota; Fungi; Glomeromycota; Glomeromycetes; Diversisporales; Gigasporaceae
Source: the annotation of a GenBank genome assembly